UGUUCUGCUUCAGACUUGCAGCGAUAGGCGGCGACAAACAACGACGAUAUCGAAGACCGAUAGGGCCCGAUACAACAAAUAAAUCGAAAUAUUUUCAACAAUUUUCUGGGGAAAAUAAUUGGAAAUAUAACGAAUAUUCAGCAGACCAAACCGGAUGCGCUGUUGGCCCGGGCCCAGCGGCAAGUCGUGAGCAAUGGCAGGAGCCAGCGGGCGCUGGCUGGAGCAAAUCUGAACGGCCAAAACGGCACCCAGUGAGAUAGCCAAAAAUUAGCAUAAAAAGUGAGCGAUUAAAAUGCAGAAAAUGUACGCGCUGCUGGCAACCUUGACAUUCUGGACGCUGGUGCUGCAAACAGAGCAGGCCCACCCGUCCCCAUCGCCGUCGGCGCCGUGCGAUCGCAGCCGCAAGGUGUUCACGGAGCCCUACGGCGAAAUCUCCGAUGGACCCUCCGGCUUCAACUACACCCAGGACUCGCACUGCGAGUGGCUGAUCAAGGCGCGCAACGACAGCCAGUACAUCACGCUGACCUUCCACAGCAUGGGCACCGAGUGCUCCUACGACUACAUCUACGUCUACGAUGGCGACUCCUUCAACUCAACGCUCCUGGGGAGCUUCAGUGGGCGAACCCAGCCCCAGCGACUGGUGGCCCGCAGCGGGAGUAUGCUCAUCCUGAUGUACAGCGACACGAAUUACGUGCUGGAUGGCUUUCGAGCCUCCUACUACAUAUCAAACUGUCUAAACAACUGCCAUAAUCAUGGGAAGUGCGUGGGCCAUCAGUGCGUUUGUCACGGCGAGUGGGUGGGUCCCGAUUGCGAGGAUGAGGCCUGUCCCCAGCGAUGUGGGGAGAGCCAGGGACGGGGUCGUUGUCAGAAAAGCAUCUGCCAUUGCUCGCGCGGAUUCAGCGGCCGGCUCUGUGAUCUGAGUGAUCACCCAGCAGGCAGCAGCUGGCGUUGGCUGGCCACCGACGCCGAAGGCAUGACGGCCCGAGCCGCCCACAGUGCCGUCUACAUGGAGGACGAGGACGCUCUUUACGUCUUCGGCGGAUACGAUCUGAAUAACGUUAUAAGCACGCUUCAGAUUUAUCGCUUCAGCACUAGCCAGUGGGAGGAUGAAUGGGGAAUUGCGCUCCAGAGUCGCCGUCACUUCUACCAUCCUCAAAAAAUCGAUCAUUCCUUGCUUAAGGCCGUUCUCCAUCACAAGAACGAAGACGAGGCCAAGCUAUGGGGUCUUAACAGCGACGUGAGCAUCUUUCGAACCGUUCUGUACACCUUGGCGGAGUCCAACCCGUCUCAGCGCCGCACGCGCUCCUCCCUGCCUCUUACCAUAGUGAAUGCGAAUUCGACGAAUGAAGAGUUGAACGAGUAUCUGGAAGAUAUAUUGGAGGAGGUUACGGAUCACAAGCCGCAUGGACGAUAUGGCCAUGCAGCGGAUCGUGUGCCCGGCGGUUUCGUUAUCUAUGGCGGGAAGCACGCCAAUGGUAGUUUCUACAGUGAUCUCUGGCAGUACAAUAACACGGAAAGUGGCGGCAAAUGGAAGCAAAUGGCCAUCAGGUCCGCAGUGAAGCCGCCUGCUUUGGCCAGGCAUACGCUUAACGCCGCUGGACGGUAUCUCUACAUUUUCGGUGGUAGUCUGGAGACUGGUGAGUUCUCAUCCAGCGUGUAUCGUAUACCCCUUCCCCUUUCCGAGGACUCACAAUGGGAGCUGGUGCAACCGAGAGGCGGCAAGACCUUAGAUGUUCGUCUGGCAGCGCAUUCGACGGUCUAUUACAAAGCCACCAAUUCGUUGAUUGUGUUUGGUGGAAUCAUGACGAGCUUAGCCCGCUUCUCUAAGCUCUCGGAUCGCAUUUACGCUUUUCAACUGGAUCAAAUGCACUGGACGGAGAUUUUAUACCCCCGAACGGCGCUAAGGGACACCAACAUACCCAGGGAGCGAGCAUUCCACACGGCAACCAUUUCGGGCAACUACAUGGUUGUCUUUGGAGGCUAUACUCAUCGUCACAACAAAGAUGAGAUAUGCUAUGACAACCAAAUGUACUGGUACCAUCUUAGCUGUCACAUUUGGAUUAAUCAAGUGGUUUCCGCCGAAGAUAGCCUUUACCCCAAGUCGCAGGGUGUAUUUGCACAUGCGGCGGCUCUGCGCCGGAAUCACACACUUCUGAUUGUGGGCGGUUACCAUGGAAAUGUGAAUGCGGAUCUCUUUGCCUACGAACUGCCCCAGGUGCUGAGGGUGGAGAAUACUCUCUACAAUCCGGAGAUCUCCUGCAGAUUGCAUUCCUCACACACCGCCUGCCUAUCGAAUCCCGAAUGUGGCUGGUGCUCGGCAGAUAGCAGCUGCUACGGUCGCACCAUCGGUGCCAACUGCACGACUAAUCUUCAAACCACCAGAUGUCCAGGGAUAUGCCCCUCACUCGGCGAUUGCCACUCAUGUUUGGUUCAUGGCUCGCAAUGGGGAAAGUCAUCCGGAAAUAAGGCAGCCUUUUCGGUGGCCAGUAAACUGGGAUUAAACGAGUGCACAUGGUGUGUUCAGAAUGCGAAAUGCCAUCAUCGCGAUGACAACUACGGAAUAUGUGGAGAUAGUUCAGGUUGGUGGGGUGACAAAGGCACAGAGAUUCGGCGCCCUUCGUUGUGCACCAGUACUGAUAGACGCCCGGGACUUACAUACAUUAAAUACCACUUCCCGAUCAAUUACACCAUGCCGGAUUACGUGGGUAUUGUGAAUGCUACUAUGGUGGACUUUGCUUCGCCGCCGUUUACCACUUAUUUUGAGCACAAACUCGAGGGAGAAAUGCUGGCCCGUUUGGUGGGAUUUGUGCGUCCGCAACAUCAGUGGAACAACUCAGCCAUCCAGGUGUGCACCAGUUACUCCUCGGCUGUACUGCGCGCUGGCUUGGGCCUUUACCUGGAUGAGCUCGUCAACGUCACUACGCAGAGCUCCAACCAGAGCUACUGCAGCAAUGUCCAGCUGCCCACCACAGAGCAGCCUUUCACCAUUGAUUUCCAGGCUCGACGAAGAAUUGGAGGAAACGGUAUAUACAACGCCUAUCAAAAGACCAAGAUGGAACUGCAGCACCUGCACAAUGGGCAGCUAAACGCCUUCACAUUCGAGUAUUUGGAACCAUACUACUCUGGCAAAUGUACCCAGUACUCCAACUGUCUCCACUGCCUCACUGACGCGUCCUGUGCGUGGUGUCCUCUCACCAAUAUCUGUCAUCUGCGAUCCGUAAACGAGACUGAAGUGUGCAAGAUGGAGACUUCGGACACCUUUCACUGGUCUUACCUGAUCAGCCAGCCCAGUCAAUGUUCGAACUGCACAAACUACGUUAGCUGCGAGGCCUGCGCCCGGAGUGGCGAGUGCGAGUGGUGGACCGAGGACGCCCGUUGCGGCAGGAUCGGCAAGACCAAUAGCAGCGUGCGAGCGGUGGAGCAGUGCCCAAGAUCCUGCAGAGAACGGCAUGGCUGUCAGGAAUGCCUUGGCGAGCGUGGACGAUGUGUGUGGUGUGAAGCCAGUGCCCAGUGCUUCAGUUUUUCCGUGUACACAAGCGAGUUUCAGUUUGGAAUGUGCCGAGAAUGGGUGGACCAGGUAGUCAGUCGUCAGCCGCAAGAAAUUACCGAUCAGAAGCCCCAGACACCGCAUUUCCUCCAGCAGCAGUGCAAAUCCUGCGAACAGCAUCGGAAUUGUUCAUCCUGUCUACGAACUCUGAGCUGUGGCUGGUGCUUCGAUCGCGACAAUCCCAUCGAGGGCAUCUGCAUGCAGGGUGACUUCAGCUACAGUGCAGGAAAUUGCUCUCUGGCCUUAAAUAGUUCCUCCCAUCACGAUGCGGAGUGGGCGUACGCCCAGUGCCCCGAUGUCGACGAGUGUGGAUUGGGUCUGCACGAUUGCCACAAGGAGGCGAAGUGUACCAAUACCCAGGGCAGCUACAAUUGCCAUUGCCGAAGAGGUUACAUAGGCGACGGCAAGUUCAGCUGUGUGAGGACCUGCUAUGAGUUGUGCCAAAACGGAAAUUGCUCAGGACCACCGGAUUACACCUGUCGCUGUGCUCUGGGUUGGACCGGAGCCGAUUGUGGACUAAGCUGUGGCUGCAAUAAUCAUUCAACCUGCAAUGAGCGAUUGGGGAAAUGUGAUCAGUGUCAGGACUGGUCGGAAGGUGAAAAGUGCGAGAGAUGUCGACAGGGGAGCUACGGAAACGCUACCGCUCCACACGGAUGUCUUCCCUGCGAGUGCAACGGUCACGGGAACCAAGAUCUGGGUGUCUGCAACGUCAGCAACGGCGAGUGCUACUGCAAGGACAACACCCAGGGACUCAAUUGUGAAUUAUGUGCUCCCGGCUAUUACGGAGAUCCUCGAGGCGGCGGUAAAUGCUAUUACCAAUGUGAAUCCCGCGGAAUACUAACUAAUAUUGGCAAGAGUGCUAUCGGCUCAUAUCAAUCUUACCGGUCACCAUGGGGCGCCAGCCUGGAGGUUAAAGAGUGCUUGUGGAUAUUGCAACCGAAGACACUACAGGCGGAGAAAUCGCUUCUUCAGCUGGAGUUUCAGUGGCAGAGUCUUGCCAUGGAUUGUGAUGAGAAUGCUGUGUACAUAUAUGACAGUCUGCCGGACCUGACAGGUGCCACUCAGCAGAACCAACUCUUGGCCGUGGUUUGUGCUCCCUACAGCUCGGCAAGGAUUAUCGAGGCUCGUUCCAGUCACGUCACGGUCCACUAUAAGCAGGGAACUGAAAGGCGACACUUUGGAUUUAAUGCAUUGUACUCCGUGAUGAACUGCGUCGCCGGAAGUUGUAUACCUCCGCACAUCUGCGAUACCCAACAACGUUGUGUGUGUCCUUCCGGAUAUGUGGGUGCCAGCUGUGAGAUUGAAAUUUGUCCAAGCAACUGCAAUGCCAAGAGGAUGCAGGGCUUCUGCGACACGGAGUAUGGCAGGUGCAUCUGUAGUAAUGCCAACUAUGCAGGCGCUGACUGCGGUACCUUAGUUCAGCGGAACCAUCUGGUAAUAACGGAGCUGUUCAAUACCCAGCUGCUAAGUGAAAGUCUGGAACACCUCAGGAAGACCAUUCCUCGAUUUGGCCACUCUGUGAAUGCGGAUCGUAGGGGGUCGCUUUGGAUGUUCGGUGGGUACUCACCCAACCACGGACCUCUCAAUGAUUUCCGACAAUUCGACACAAAGAACAGCACGUGGCUGCAGGUCACAGUGGAAUCUUCCACUCCAGAGGAUCGAAUGCCCCUCGGAAGGUAUUUCCACGCGUCCGAAAUCUACGUUAAAAAACAGAUUAUCUACAUUUACGGAGGAAUCGGUGCUAGCUCGCAGCUUCUAAAUGAUUUUUGGAUGUUCUCGAUACAGAACCAACGCUGGAGUCAGAUUAAGGUGGAGGUCGAACCAAGUGAAGCGGACUACCAGGUCGAUGUACCGCCCCCUCUAGCCGGUCAUACGCUUACCCAUCUACGCUAUCAAGAGCACGAGUCGUUGAUUCUCCUGGGCGGAUUAUCGCUGAACAAGUCCCGACCACUCGAGUUGUGGGAGUUCAACCUGGACACUGGUCGUUGGCAAGAGCUCGCGGCUGUGGGUGCUAGAAUGCCUGUUCUUUAUGGCCACACUUCUGUCUACCACCCGGAGACAAACAGUGUUUACUUGUUUGGAGGAUAUUCCACGGAGCCUCAGAGCAAUCUGUAUGCGUUGGACUUGCAGAAGCUGAGCUGGACGGAACUUCCCAGUUUCAGGGAACUGAAUUCACCUGCCUCGCUGCUGCCGAGGGCUCGCUAUUUCCACUCGGCCGUUACCACCGAACACUACAUGAUACUUUACGGUGGACGGACGCAGCCCUUUAAUGGAACAGAUGUUCUUAUUGCCUAUGUUUACGCAUGCAAUCAGUGGGUGCGGCUGACAGAGGAUGUGGAGCUUAUAGGUCGUGUGCCAGCCUCGAGUUAUGCAGAGGACAUGGCCAUUGAGCCGGAUACGGGAGCGAUUUAUGUCAUCGGUGGAUGGGAUGGCAGCUCCACGCACAGUCACGUCACCAAGAUAACUUUGCCCGAUGAUAUUUGCCAGCUCUGGAGCAACGGGAAGUACCAAUGCCGGCACUACAUGGGCUGCAGCUACUGUACCAUUCAGAACACAUAUAGCUACAGUAGCCACUGCUUUAGCCAUGGACGAACUCCGUGCGCCAAUCACAAUGGCACCCUGGUGGUCAACAAUGGCGCUGCAUGCGAUGAUGACUGGAUGGCGAGCAGGAACUGCUCGAGCUUUGCAACUUGCGGAGCCUGUCUGGCGGCCUGGCCAACGCAUCAAGAGGUGGCACCUGUAUGCCACUGGUGUGACGACUGUGGCAUUCGAGGCCGCUGCGUUCCAGCUGGAGUUGACUGCGGAAGGAGGAGUGCCUGGUGCAACAAAGAACUGAGUGUUGGAGUCUUAGGCCUGUGUCCCCUGCCACAAUGCUACCAAUUGAGCUGUGAGAGCUGUAUGCUUCAGCCGCAAUGCAACUGGGCCAGGAAUGAACUGGGCACUGUUGAGUGCAUAGCCAAGGAAUUGGUGGAGAAGAAUCAGUACAGGGUGGUCGAAAGUUGCCCUCCGCCAUGCCACACCUACGAGAACUGUAGCUUGUGCUUGAGUCAAACGCCAACUCAAGACCACCAGGAGUGUAAAUGGUCCACUAUGCUGAACUUGUGUUUGACGCCCGGCUCCCAGCCACUACUGUGUGCUGGUGGCGUUUGUGGAUUGGUAUUGGAAGCUAGCGAGCUGAAACGCUGUCCGGAACCAUGUCAUGUAUACACACAGUGCUCCAGCUGUCUGGAGCACGCCCAUUGUGGUUGGUGCGCCCGCGAGGGAUAUAAUGGCGAUGGCAUUUGCACGGAGGGAGCAUUGGAACAUAAGCAGGAACAUCCCUCAGGAUCCACUUGCGAUCUUAUAUAUGCCAGCUGGCGAAAUGAUUCACACCUAACACAUGCUGAUGUUGUGUCCUGGCACUAUGUGCAGUGUCCGGCGGAGAAUGAGUGCAUCAAUGGCCAUCACAACUGUGACACUGUGUCGGAACAGUGCAUCGACCUGGACACAGCAGUGGGCUACAAGUGCGUCUGUGCCCAGGGAUACCGCGAGGAGCAGGGUGCCUGCUUGCCGGUGUGCAGUCAAGGGUGUGUCCGUGGAAAUUGCGUGAGUCCGGAACAAUGCCAGUGCGACUUUGGCUACGUGGGCGCCAAUUGUAGCAUCCAGUGUUUGUGCAAUGGUCAUUCCAACUGCGAGUCCAGUAGUCGGCUGGAUAUUUGCCUAGAGUGUCACAACAACACGAUGGGAGAGCAGUGCGAGAAGUGUCAGCCGCUUUUUGUGGGCAACCCCCGCGAAGGUCAUGCUUGCCAACCAUGCUUGGAUUAUUGCCACGGCCACAGUGAUGUGUGUGUUGCCUACGAUGCGGAUCCGGCAGUGUUUAAUAUGACCCGCUCUGAUCUGGAAAGGAUUUUACAGGAAGGUCCGGCUUACAAUGCCACCUGCUUGAGAUGCGGCAAUCACACCGCUGGUGAUCGCUGCGACAGUUGCCUAACUGGGUACUUCCGUGGUAGUGAGGAUUUGCACAAGGAGUGUCGGCCCUGCCAGUGUCAUGGACAUGGAAACAUUUGCGAUCCUGUCACCGGGGAAAAGUGCAACUGCGCCAACAACACGGAAAGCGAUGCUACCUGCACUGCGGGUGGGGGAAAGAACUCGGCGCAGCUCUGCUGGAUGGUGCAGUGCUCCAAGUGUCGCGAUUCCUAUGCUGGCAACCCCACAGAUGGCCAUCAGUGCUACAAGCAAAUAACUGUUGAGUCGCGAAUGUGCUUCGACGCCAAGCCAAUUGAGGAAUGCAAAUCGAAGCCAGCCGCCCUGAAGCCCGGCCAAACGGUGUUCUUCGUGAUCCAGCCUCGUUUUAUGAACGUGGAUAUACGCAUUAUUAUCGAUGUGACCCAAGGCGAGUUGGAUGUUUUCAUGUCACCACAGGACGACUCAUUCAUAGUUGAGACGAAUGAGACUACCGGCUACCACGAGAUAUUCCUUGACAACCGAUACAAUUGGGGGCCAAAGAUAAAACGGGAGCAUCCUCUAAAUGUUGCGUUGCCCAGGCACGACAAUGUCACUAUACAGAAAUUGUUUUCACCCGAGCGUCGCAUUGGUGGCGGGGGCCUUGGAGGAGAGAGAAUCGGAGCCAAUACCUAUUACGUGCCCCAGUUGCAGGAUUGCAAGAGCCAUGGGGGCCACAACUUUAUAGUGAAGGACCAGCACGCCAAGGACUUGAGUACACAUGUAACGCUUAAUCAUUGCAACACAUUGUUGCGCCUCUUUGGGCUAAAGAAUCGUUUGGUGCUGACCCUGCCCCAGCACGCCCACAACCUAAGUGCCACACGCUUUUUCAUUGCUCUGCGAGCGAGCUCUGGACCCGAACCCAGUUACGGCUCCGUCGUAUUCCGCCAGGAUCAGCUGCACAUUGAUCUGUUUGUGUUCUUCUCAGUGUUCUUCUCCUGCUUUUUCCUCUUCCUCGCCGUCUGCGUGAUUGUGUGGAAGGUGAAGCAGGCAGCGGAUCUGAGACGAGCUAGAAGACAGCAUGUGGUGGAGAUGUUGCACCUGGCCAAGCGUCCAUUCGCCCAGAUCUUCUUGGCCUCGAGCGGGCUUGAUAUGGACAGUCCGCAGCCGACCUCCUCCUCCUCCUCGGCCCGCGCCAUGCGGCAGCGCGCCCGCCAGGCGCUUCUUCUCCAGGAGCAAUCUGCAGGUGACUCGCAAUCGGUGAUGCACCACUCCACACGCCGCCAAAGCUCCCGCAUCAUGAUGGUAGCCAUAGAGCCCACAUUUGACAAUUUGGCGGCUGUGGGAACGGUGUUCAUUAGCUUGCCAGGCCGCUCGCGAGCUCCAUUGAGCAUUGCCCUGGGGUCCACUCUCAUUUCCUAUUCGCGGCAAUAUCCCCUAAAUACCCGUCACUUCAUGCGCGCCCAAAGGGGUCAGAAUGUGGCUAAUCACCCGGCCUAAACCAGAAUCUCUGUCAGCACGAACAAACUAAUUGUUAGUCAAUGUCGAAAGCCGAACCGAGUUUAAUAUCUAUGCAAGGACGUAUUUAGGAAGAGCAAAAAGACAUACGUUUAGAAAUCGGUGUAUAUGAAUAGUGUAGGUAAUUUUUGUACAUAACGUUUAGAUAACGCAAUAAUUAAUACUAUGUGUACAUAUAUGCAACAAAGGUGUGUUAAACGAUAGCUUGUGCGCGCACAAAUCGUCUAUAUAAUGUUUAUACUUAUCAGAAGAUUAACAUACAGGAAAUGGAUAAAAUAUUAGAUUAUAAGCAUAAUAUAAAGGAAUUGGGUCUCGAAUCUGCAACAGGAUACAGCAAUGCAUUCACGUAGUUUAAACACAGAACAAAUUUUCGGACUGAUUUAUAUGAACUUUCAUUUGGCUAAUAUGUAAACGAAAAGAUAAUUUAACUCAAAUCAUAACCAACAGGGAAAUAACCUAGUGAAAAGUGGAGAAACAGCAGAAUGAAUUUGAUACAGUAAAGUACUUAUAGGAAUGUCAAUUUCUUCGCGCAUCAUGAACAGAAUGUCGUACAAGAACAUUUAGAAGCCAUAUGAACAACAAAGAAAUCAAGAUAUACGUAUUAUUAUAGUAUACUGAAAGUGUCAUAGCAAUUAGACGUUGGUUAUUCCAAACUUAAGUGAAUGUCUGUCGCUCAAAUAGGUUUCUUUUUAGAUAUGUACGAUAUGAGUUGUAUCUUCGCAUAGCUAGUAUGUAUUUGUAUUGUAUAAAGUAUUAUGAUAUUCCUUCCCAGUUGUGGUGGUUAGCAUUUGCUCAAUUAGUUAUUUAGCUCUCUACUGCGCACUCUUACGCACCGGUGUACCUACUAUUUUAAGAACAAACAACUAUUUUUAUGAUCAAUCCAGUUUUUUACACACUUGUUAUGUUUACGCAAAAGCUCACUGACACCCAUAUGGCCGGAUAAAUUGGAAUGAUUUCCAAUUUGGAAAUAUUUUGAAUAUUUCCUAGCUGCACAUCACAAACGAACAAAAUCCUACAGAAUCUUUCCUAAUCUCUGUAACCAAAUGGUUGUAAGAAAUUCUCACUAUAUCGAUUUAGUUUAGAAUUCCCUCCUUAUAAUGUGGUAGCUAUUUUUGUAUAUUUGAGUUUACGAAAUUAGAGAAAUUUUUAGAACUGAUGUAUAUUAGAAAUAAAUCAAUUCGUCCCGUUUUGCAAUAUA
Drosophila erecta is the source of this 10184-nucleotide messenger RNA. RefSeq names its product multiple epidermal growth factor-like domains protein 8 (gene Megf8). The record is from RefSeq and is a predicted model, not a curated record. Lineage: Eukaryota; Metazoa; Arthropoda; Insecta; Diptera; Drosophilidae. Gene Ontology annotation, molecular function: calcium ion binding; protein binding. The transcript is spliced from 6 exons. The coding region runs from base 293 to 8968 and encodes 2891 amino acids.